Rhopalosiphum padi (bird cherry-oat aphid) is the source of this 1953-nucleotide messenger RNA. RefSeq names its product KRAB-A domain-containing protein 2-like. The transcript has a single exon. Gene Ontology annotation, biological process: DNA integration. NCBI's taxonomy places the organism in Eukaryota, Metazoa, Arthropoda, Insecta, Hemiptera, Aphididae. Gene Ontology annotation, molecular function: nucleic acid binding. The coding region runs from base 663 to 1301 and encodes 212 amino acids. The record is from RefSeq and is a predicted model, not a curated record.
AUCGGAUAAAGUAAAAAUACUAAUUAUAAAACGUUUAUUUCGUACAUUACUCGGGUAUUUUACACAUUAUCUACGACUGAGUGGUUAAAGUACUUUGAUAAAAUGUAUACGAUAAAAUUACGAUUGUAGAUAAUUGUUUUUGAUUAAACAUAUAAUAUUUAGUACAGUGCUAGUUCGUCGUUCGUUUUAAUACAUGUGUCGUACAUAUAGAUAUUUAAAAUGACUUCACGCGAAAGAUUUUACGAAUGUUUUUAUAAAAUAGUCAAUGAAAAAAAUAAUAAUUCAGUUUAUUUAUCGGCAGUUAAGUAUAAUGAAAUAGUUUCGGAAAUUAAAAAUGUGAGAUCAAGUGGAAUAAAAAGUAACAAGGCAUAUCGAAUUUUGAAAAGGUACGACCUCAUUACUAUUGGAGAAGAAAAUAAAUUAAUAUUGCCGUUGUUGGAAGGUAAUACAAACAUUUUGUAUUAUAUUACUGAUGAAAAUAUCUAUGAUGUGCUACAUGAUGUACAUUUAAGUAUUGGACAUGGUGGAAAACACCGCAUGAAUGCUGAAGUUAAAAAAAGUAUAAAAAUAUAACACAAGAAGCAGUAUCUAUUUACUUAAAAUUUUGCGAAUCAUGUCAAUCAAAACAAAAAUCUAAAAGUAAGGGUCUAGUGAUUAAACCAAUGGUGUUUUCGGAAAUGAAUAGUAGGUGCCAAGUGGACUUGAUUGAUAUGCAAUCGCAGGGGGAUGGAGAGUUCCGGUUUAUUAUGGUAUAUCAGGAUCACCUUACUAAAUUUGUUCAAUUAAGACCCUUAAAAACAAAGAGAGCAGAAGAAGUUGCAAAACGUCUUAUUGACAUAUUUUGUAUUUUCGGAGCUCCGAUGAUAUUACAAUCUGACAAUGGCCGUGAGUUUGUAAAUAAAAUAAUAGAAGACUUAAAAGAAAUGUGGGACACACUGAAAAUCGUUCAUGGAAAACCACGCCACAGUCAGUCACAAGGGAGUGUCGAGAGAGCAAACCAAGACAUACGAAAUAUGUUGAUAACAUGGAUGAAGACAAAUAACUGUAAAUCAUGGUCGGAGGGACUUCGAUUUGUAAAGCUAAUGAAAAAUAGGGCCUAUCACGACGGCAUUAAAAGAUCACCAUACAUGGCCAUGUUUGGCACUGAUGUGAAAAUUGGUUUGUCAUCAUCUUUACUACCAGCUGAAGCAGUGGAAAAAUUAACCACUGAACAAGAAUUGGAAGAAAUAUUGCAAAGUGUCGUAACAGACUAUGAACAAAAAGACGAUCAUAAUGUUUCUGAUAAAGAGGUAAAUUGUUGACAAUAUACAGGGUGUGAGUGUAACAGAAAGAACUGACUUUUGAAAAAACUUUUGUUCUAAUUAAUAUUUUCAAUUUUUUUUUAUUUAUCAUUAAGAGACCCUAGCGAUGAUACAUGAAUAAUUUAAUUUUUUUAUGUUUAUUUUUCAUUAGCUACUGAAAAUAAAAUAAAAUUUAAUUUAAAUAUUUUUGAAAAAAUUUAAAAUAGCCAAUUUAUGAAUUUGAUUAUAAGAACAAUUUUGAUGGUAAAAAUAUUUAUCCAAGUCAAGUAGUUUAUUUUCAGUUUGUUAUCAGUUUCCGAUUAUAGUAAUACAAAUACUUUAUCCACAGCACACCGCAUAAUAUAUAAAUUGAUUGGAUAUUACAUAUUUAAGGUGGAUAAUGUAUACAUUACACUAUUCAUAUGGAUAAGUUUCACAUUACCCGGGUAAUAUGUACACUAACCGUUUUUGGACCUUACCCGUAACAUAUACAUACAUAAAAGCAUAAAAAAUAUGCAUUAUAAAUUCAACAUAUUGUUUAGAAUCUAAAAUUUAUAAUGAUAAAAAUAUUUUUUUUUAAUGACUUAAGAUUAUUUAAUUUAAUUUUUGAGAUGAUGAAUAUUUAUUAUUUACUGUUAUAGGAGUCACCAAUUAUAGGUUAAAUUAUAGGUUA